AUGGUAAGCGCAAGCGCAAUGCGUGUUGUGCAACCCACAAUCCUCUCUACUUUUGUGGGUAACCGCUUGCUUCAGUCAGCGCAGCCUCUUCACCAACUCUUCAGCUACAACCCAGUCCCAGUUGCCACUGACCUUGACUACGCUAAAAUCCCUAAGGAGUUGAGAGUAUGGCGCGCUCAUCGAGCAAUCUCAAUCUUGUCCACAACCAAUAGCAAAGCCCCCUCUCCUUCUGAACUCAGUGUUUACCUACAACUAUGCAGCAAUUCGAAGUCUCUAAAUCAAGGAAAGCAUGCUCAUCAAAAGAUAAUCCAAUGUGGGUUGGAUCAAAACCCAUUCAUAGUCACCAAAUUAGUCCAAAUGUAUGCUGAUUGUGAUGAUUUGGUGUCUUCCCGGAAGUUGUUUGACAACUUGUUAAAACCAAAUGUCUUUGCUUGGACCGCAAUCCUGGGAUUCUAUUCGAGGCACGGAAUGCAUGAAGAAUGUGUAGAAGCAUAUGUUGAAAUGAUUUUGAAUGAUGUUUUGCCUGAUGGGUAUGUGUUUCCUAAGGUCUUAAGGGCAUGUGCACAGUUGUCGUGCUUGAAAGUGGGAAUUGUGGUUCACAAAGAUGUGAUUAUAUGUGGGUUUGAGCUUAAUCUUCAAGUUUGCAAUUCGUUGAUAGAUAUGUAUUCGAAAUGUGAUAAUAUUGGGAGUGCUAAAAGGGUUUUUGAUGAGAUGGCGGGAAGAGAUUUGUGGUCAUGGAAUUCAAUGAUCUCAGGAUACGUAUGUAAUGGGUUGCUUGGAUUGGCAGUAGAACUAUUUGAUUGUAUGAAUUUGGGUGGUUGCGAGCCUGAUAUUGUCACUUUGAAUACAGUAAUGGAUGCUUAUUGCCGAAUGGGGCACUGUAACAAGGCUAAGAGAAUCUUUGAACAGAUUAAGGCGCCUAAUAUAAUUUCAUGGACCACCUUGAUAUCAGGAUAUUCAAGGAUUGGGAGUCAUGAAGCAUCCUUGAGGAUUUUCAGGGAUAUGAUAGGAAGCAGCAUGGUUGACCCUGAUUUGGAUUCUCUUUCUACUGUCCUUGUCUCCUGUCGGCAUCUGGGGUCUUUGCUAAAUGGAAAAGAAAUCCACGGUUAUGGGAUAAAAAGGGAAUCUGGCAUUACAUUUUACCACUCAGCUGGCCCUGCAUUGUUGACAAUGUACGCCAACUGCCGUAGAAUUCAUGAUGCUACAAAUGUUUUUAAAUUAAUGGACCCAGCCCAUGUUGUUUCUUGGAAUGCCAUGAUCCUUGGCUUUAUUGAUUUAGGACUGGAGGAUUUGGCACUUGACAGUUUCAGAAGAAUGCAAAGAGCACGCAUCAACGUUGACCAAACGACAAUAUCCACUAUCUUGCCAGCGUGCAAUUUGAAAUUUGGAAAACAAAUUCAUGCCUUCAUUAGGAAAAUUAGUUUUGAUUUGGUUGUUCCGGUGUGGAAUGCACUGAUCCACAUGUACUCUAAAUGUGGAUGCAUUGGGUCUGCAUACUCUGUAUUUUCCAACAUGAUCAAUAGGGAUUUAGUGUCAUGGAACUCAAUGAUUGGAGGCUUUGGAAUGCAUGGGCAUGGAAGAGCUGCUCUUCACCUUCUCAAAGAGAUGAAUCAUUCAGGGAUUUGCCCCAAUUCUGUAACUUUUACUUCUGUUUUGUCAGCUUGUAGUCACGCAGGUCUUGUGGAUGAGGGCCUUCAAGUCUUUCACAGUAUGAUGAAGGAGUACGGCGUCAUCCCCAGCAUGGAACAUUAUGCUUGCAUUGUUGACAUGCUGGCACGUGAUGGUCAACUUGAAGAUGCAGUUAGUUUUAUUCAUAGGAUGCCUUUGGAGCCUGAUAAGUGUAUUUGGGGAGCUCUGUUAGCUGCCUGCCGAGCCCAUCAAAAUGUUAAUGUUGCAAAGCUUGCUGCUGAACAAUUAGUCCAGUUGGAACCGGGAAAUGCUGGGCACUAUGUCACCCUGUCAAAUAUAUAUGCAAGAGCUGGAAGAUGGGAUGAAGCUGUACAAGUGAGAAAGCAAAUGGAAGCCCAAGGAUCGGGGUCAGAAGCCAAACCAUGUAAGAGCGAGAGAAUGGUAAGUGCAAGCGCAAUGUGUGUUGUGCAACCCAAAAUCCUCUCCUCUCUUAUGGGAAACUGCCUCCGUCAGUCAAAGCAGCCUGUUCACCAACUCUUCCGCUACAACCCUGGUCCUGGAAGCAAGCAUGUUUCAAUGCAGUUAUCCAAAAGAUUUUCUGGCUUGACCAACCUCUUGUUCAAUGGAAGCAGAAAUGCAGAUAAAGUUCUAAACACCAAGCGCAAACGUCUAAGGCCUGGAAAAAUUUCACCUCAUCGCCCUGUUCCAGAUCAUAUACCAAAGCCUCCUUAUGUCAAAUCUAAAAAACCUCCUGGAAUUGCGAGUGGACCUGAAGUGCAUGAUGAGAAGGGGAUAGAAUGCAUGAGAGCCUCCGGAAGGCUUGCAGCACAGGUUCUAGAAUUUGCUGGGACUUUGGUCAAGCCAGGCAUAAAGACAGAUGAAAUUGACCAAGCUGUUCACCAAAUGAUAAUUGAUAAUGGUGCCUACCCGUCACCUCUUGGCUAUGGUGGUUUUCCAAAGAGUGUCUGCACAUCAGUGAACGAAUGUAUUUGCCAUGGAAUACCAGAUUCCCGAGCACUUGAGGAUGGUGAUAUAAUUAACAUUGAUGUUACGGUCUAUUUAAAUGGAUAUCAUGGUGAUACAUCAGCAACUUUCUUUUGUGGAGAUGUUGAUGAUGAGGGCAGAAAGUUAGUUCAGGUAACUAAAGAAUGCCUCGACAAGGCAAUCUCAAUAUGUGCCCCUGGCGUGGAGCUUAAGAAAAUUGGAAAAACAAUCCAGGAGCAUGCAGAUAAAUAUCGUUAUGGUGUUGUUCGACAGUUCGUUGGGCAUGGGGUUGGACGUGUCUUUCAUGCCGAUCCAGUUGUUCUACACUUCAGGAACAAUGAAACCGGCCGCAUGGUGGUAAACCAAACCUUCACAAUAGAACCGAUGCUGACACUAGGCAGCUUUAAUCCCGUAAUGUGGGACGAUAAUUGGACAGUAGUCACGGAAGAUGGAAGCUUGUCAGCACAGUUUGAACAUACCAUUUUAAUAACCGAAGACGGGGCUGAGAUACUAACUCGGUGUUAG
Molecule: messenger RNA, 3138 nt
Organism: Prunus armeniaca (apricot)
Lineage: Eukaryota; Viridiplantae; Streptophyta; Magnoliopsida; Rosales; Rosaceae
Source: the annotation of a GenBank genome assembly